GUGUUGGCUUGUUAAAAUGACUUAGCGAAAUAUUACAGUACAUAUGUAAAAAGGCGGUAACAUGAAGAAAUGGUUGUUUGCAAAAGAGAUGCACACCUUGCUUUGAAUCAGCUAUCAGACUAUCGUAAUCGCUUAGAUAGUCAGAAGGAUGGAUUAUUGGUCGAAGCUCUCAAUCGGUUGAUGAAUGUAUUUCAAAGCAGACUGUUUCUAAGCCUACUAGAUAUACAAGAAUUUUAUGAAGCUAUCCUACUUGAUCCACAAAAAACCAAAGAAGAGAAAACUUCUGCUGCACUUGAAAUAGCCUCCAGAUGGGAGAAUAUAUCAAGUCCAUCAUUAGUGGCUUCAACAACUGACUUAAGAAUACCACACAGUUUAAUGAAUAAGACGAAUAAUUUUGAUAGAGCACGUUCAAUGUAUCACAUAAACUUGGAUGACUCACAAAAUCCUCGACUGCCUCAGCCUAUCCAAUCAUCAUCACCGAAUUAUCGUCGACAUCUCCCUCCACAUGAUGAUGAUUAUCAUCAUCAUCAUCAUCCUCAUUUAUCUAACUUAAAUAAAUCCUGGAAACAUAUGGAACCAGAUCAACAAAGAUUUGACUAUGCGACGUCUAUUUCACUAAACAAUAUGAAUCAGCCAUCAUCAGUAGAGAAUGUAUCUAAUGUUCAUCUAGCAAAAAAGCAUAAUAAUAAUAAUAGUCAUAAUUCUGAUUUCAAUCCUGAACAUCCUUUGUACACACAUGAUAAACCGAGUCAAAAUGAACACGAGGCUAGCAAAAAACAACCGCCUUCUACCCUGCCAGUAGCUAAACCACGACAAAAACGUUUAAAACGACUUAAAUCAAGUCAGAUACAUCAUUUAGAAGAGGAGAGUAUAUCUAUCAAUACAGAUGAAAAUGCUUAUUUUAAUAAUAAUAAUAAUCAAUUCCCUGUGCCGCAAAAUAAUUCUCAAGAUAAUCUUUUAAAUGAUGAUGAUAAUGAACUGAAUGAUAGACAAUGGGCUUUACUCAGUCGUUUACCUGUUACUAUGGAGGUGAUUAUUGAUAAAAGUCCUAAAGGAUUUGGAUUUAGUAUUGCUGGAGGACAUGAUAAUACAAUCGGUUCAAAUGAUGACGAUACGGAUAUCUAUGUGACUCGUGUGAAUCCAGGCGGUCCUGCUGACUAUGAGUCGGGUUUACAGCUUGGUGAUAGAAUUCUCUCCGUCAAUGGGAUCAGUUUGAUUGGUGCUACGCAUAGUGAAGCAGUUAAAGCUCUACAAUUGGCGGGUAAUCGAUUAAAAUUGAUUGUUGAGCGGAAAGCAGAACUGGCCAUCUCUGAACAAGACUCACUCAUGUCUUUUUCAUCAUCCUAUUCACACUCAAAACCUCCAAUGAAUCCUUCUUCUUCUUCUUUUUUAAAACACACCACAAAAUUAAAAACUCCGCCUUCCUUCCAUCAUUCCUCUCCAUCGAAUGAGUUAUUCCCCGCUGCGCAGAAUAUUGAAUCAAUAAUGAGUACAGGUACAGGUACUGGGGGAAGUGGUGAUGGUGGUGGAAAAAGCGGUGGAAGCGGUGUCAGUCUGACGACAACAACAAACAGUCUUAUAAGCGGUUCAUUAUUUGAUCAUAGAGAUAGUAAACAAACACUGAAUUCGACAACAACAACAACAUCAACAAAAAACAGGUCACCGCAUAAAGCAACAAUCACUACUACUCAUCACGGAUCACCACCAUCAAUCCCGGGAGUGAUUACUCAAGAGAAAUUUCAUAAGUCAAGUGAUACUGUACAAUCAUUAAAUGAUUAUAAUGCCGAUGUGAUACAGAAGAAUCAGAAAGAUGGGCAGUUUAGCAGUUCAAGGUUAUCAAGACGUGGAGUAGCAUGUGCUGGAUUUCCUGCUUUCUCUUGGUGUGGUGGUCUUCAACGCGUAACUGGUGGAUGUGCAUCGCUAGGACGUGGUCAUCACAGUCUACAAGGAAGCAGUAAAAAUUCUAGUCGACAAAAACUACCUGGAAGUGCAGAACAACAACAAACCGCUUUCCGAUCUCAUGAACUUACCAGUACUAUUGGUGCUAGACCGACACCACCACCAAAACCUGGUCCAUUUGUUGUAGAAGUAAUUCUCACUAGAGGUACACGAAGUGGAUUGGGAUUUAGUAUUACUGGAGGUGUGGGGAAUGAAGCAUCCAAUGGUGAUUCGGGUAUAUUUGUAACAAAGAUUACUUCAGGUGGUGUUGCAGAAACAGACGGUCGAAUUCGUAUCGGGGAUAGAAUUGUCCAAGUGAAUGAUAUACCACUUGUCGAUGUAACACAUGAACAAGCUGUUCGAGUGUUAAAACAAGCAGGUGAUCAAGUGAAACUUGUUAUUGUCAAACAAGUUAGUCAUUCCUCACGUCAUCUAUCAUCCACAGGUGAAACUAAAAUUCCGUCAAAUGAUAUGAAUAAUCAAGGUGUUCUUCCUCCUAACCCUGAUUUUAACGGCAGUGGUGACUUUCGUCGUAAUGAUAUUGCUGAUGAAUACUGUGUCAAGUCCUCUACACCUGCGUCUUUAUCAUCAUUUCAUCGAUCGCCUUCCCUAUCACCUACACCUUCCUCGCAUUCAGCAUCUCCAGCCUUAGAAGCAUCUGUACAUACUGCCCCUAGUAGAAAAUCAUCUUCUGGUCAAAUUGUCCGCGGUGGUGAUUCAAGAGAACAACAACAACAACAAGAGGAAGAAGAGAAUUUACAACAACAGGCGACAGGCACUUCAAAAUCCUUACAGUCAAAACAUCGCCAUAGCCUAAAUUAUAAUCAUCAAAGUCAACUUCAUUCUAAUGAUCUUUCAAAAACUGCAAAAAAGAAUUCUUAUACCUCAUCCAUGGCAAAUAAUGAAAAUUAUCGAUCUUCUCCAGACUUGUCAAAUGAUCGACUUCAUAAACCGGCGUUCUAUGGGUCGACAGGAACAAAUAUUCCAUGUUUUGCAUCAACUGGUCAAGAAUUGCUUGAAAAUAGAAUGGUUGGAAUAAUUGAUUACGCGGCGGCUGCUUCAGUAUCCAACCUCCUCAGUGAAUGGCCAGAUGCUCGAUUAGUCACUCUCUACCGUAGUGGUCGUAAAAGAGUUUCUUCUAUCCAUAGAGAUAAAGGCGACCUUAAUGAUACAUUUCGACGUGGUUUAUCAUCUGGUGGUGUUGGAAGUCUUGGUUUGAAUAUUGUUGGUGGUGACGGCUCUGAAGCAACUUUCAUUUCUCAUAUACAACCUGAUAAGCCUGCUGGUCAAUCCAAAAGGAUAUUUGUUGGGGAUCGAUUGUUAACUGUGAAUGGUGUCGACGUGACUAGAUUUGGACAUGAGAAAGCGGCUGCAGCUCUACGUGAUGCCCGUGAUCGUGUUGAUCUUCUUUUAGUUUACCGACCUGAAGAAUAUGCUGAAUUUGAGAAACAUUUCUGUCGUCAACUCAAAGCAGUUGGUCAUAAAUUAUCCUAUAAAUGUUUGCAUUCCCUAAGAGCUGAAAAUAAUAAUAAUGAUGAUGAUAAUGAUGGUAUCGAGAAAGAUGGUGGUGUCAGAGCUGAUGAAUCCCCUAGGAAAUCCAACGAUGCAAGUAAAGAUAAAGCAAAACGAAAAACCACUGAUGAACCAAGCGAUAAAACAAAACAAAGUCACCAGCAACAGCAGCAACAACAACAACAAAAACGUCAAGUGAAAAAGAAAUCGAAAGCCUCUAAAAAGCAAUUAGGAGAGGAAGAGGCGGUGACUAAAGGUCAAACAGAUGACAUGGUCACCUAUCCAAAUGUAUUAUUGUUACGCUGUCAAGUUGACUAUGAUCCUGUCAAAGAAAAUCAUCAUCAAACUAUACCGAAAAAAGUUUUCAGUCUCAGGUCGGGUGAUUUAGUCUAUGUUAUAAAUACGGUGGACUCUGAAUGGUGGCAGGCGCAAAAAUUUGAUCCAGCAACGAAUGAACCAGUUGGUCCAAUUGGUUUAAUUCCUAGUCGUUUACGAUUGGAACGUAAAGAGCGUACACGCACGCUUCAUGUGAAUUUUAUGGCUAGAAAUAGUCGAUCCAUGGACUCACCAUCUGUAAAAUCGAAUGAUGCUUAUGAAAGGCGAAAAAUAAAAUCAAUAAAACCGUCAACAUCCAGUUAUUCAUUGGUAGAAGGUGUUAGUCAUCUGAAGAAUGCUAAAAUCUUCAAAGAAAGAACAGAAGAUCGUGAUGCUUCUCAUAGUUCAAAGGGUUGUCGUGAUUCUUCAAGGCGUCGUUAUCAUCAUCGUCGUCGUAGCAGUGAUCAGCGUCAUCGACCUCUGUCCUACAUAGCAGUCACACCAGUUCAUCUCAGUUUCGCUAGACCUGUUGUUAUAUUAGGCUAUAUGAAGGAUAGAAUUGCUGAUGAAUUAUUGUGUGAAUUUCCUGAUCUUUUUGGGACAGCUGUUCCAUAUACAACUCGACAACGUCGACCAAAUGAAGUUGAAGGUCGUGAUUAUCAUUUUGUUAUUAGCAAGGAGAUAAUGGUUGCAGAUAUAGCUGCUCAAAAGUAUCUAGAAGCCGGGGAAUACAAUGGUAAUCUGUAUGGUACUCAUUUGGACUCAGUGUUUGAAGUGUCUGAGCUAGGCUUACAUUGUUUACUGGAUGUUGGUGGGCCAGCAUUGAAACGUUUAGAAUCGGCUGGACUACCACCAAUCGCUAUUCUUGUACUUCCUGAAACAUUGUCACCAACAGAUAAGAAUGAUGUUCAUGAUGAUGUCGGUGAUAAUGGUGGUAAUGAUAAUAAUCAUAAUAAUAAUGAACAGUCGCCGAAUGCCAAUGAACAAGGCAAAAAUAAUAAGUCAAAGUUACAGAAACGUACCUCAGUAGAAUCUGAAGCCUUAAAAAAUUUACAAGUUAAACUUGGACGCCUCUUACAACAUUUUACUUCUUUUCUAACUGCUAUUGUAACAACAGAUGACUACAAUGUCGCUUACAAUCGUGUAAAAGAAAUUAUCUUUAAUAAUGCUGGACCUAUUGUUUGGCUAAAUUCACCUCAACCAAUUCCAUGACAAUAAACAUUGAAGUAGAAAUUGAUAUUGACUAUACUUCUAUUUUUGUCUGUGUGUGUGUGUGUGUGUCUUCAAUACGCUUUUAUACUGAUGUGGCGAUAACACAUUAAGUCUGUAGAGAAGUUAGUGAGUCCUUCCUUCUUUGAUGAACUUUGUUUUUGUGUUUUUUUCCACUUAUUCUUAUUCCUACUUUCAUGUGAUUUUUUCAAAUAUGAAUUAACAUGAAUUGUGAAUGGAAUAACGCAUAAAUGAACGAAGAAAAGGAAAUUUUUUCCAAUUCUAAUGUCAGUG
Trichobilharzia szidati is the source of this 5268-nucleotide messenger RNA. NCBI's taxonomy places the organism in Eukaryota, Metazoa, Platyhelminthes, Trematoda, Strigeidida, Schistosomatidae. The record is from the annotation of a GenBank genome assembly.